AUGGAUUACAUUUUGCGCGAGGGGAAGCGUGCUGUGGAGCAACUAGAAGCUGGUGGCCAGAGCUCAAAUGCUGCACGCCGAGCAAAAAAGGUGCUGAAGCUUUUGGAAAAAUUUAGAACCCCCCCGGGGGAAUCGAGCCCGAAGCACCUGGAUGUGGAGGCACGCAUCUCGGCAUAUAGAAUUUUUCAGUGUAGACACGCUCUAGAACAGCUGCAGCCGUGGGUAGGGAGCUCGAUGCCGAUCCCCGACAUAUUAAUCGAACGUGUCCUUAAAGUUCUCUCUUGCACCAGAGGAGUGGGAAAAGCACGACUAAGAGCAGACGCCGCUGCGACUUCCUGGGUGCGUAGGGCGCAAGCCACGCUUAAUUCUUUUCUUGUUAUGGAGAUGCAUUACAGAGGUUAUUCCGUUGUCCUGAAGGCCUCACUUGAAGAGGAGAUGGAAAAACUUAAGCAACGAUUCCAAGAGCUCUCAACGUUGCUCCGACAUAGCAUCGAAUCCGCUCGUCCGCAGCUAGAACAGCACCUGGAACAGCAGCGCCAGCAGCUGCAGCAGCGGCAACAGCAGGGCGUACAACACCUCCAACGUGAACAGCAUCUUCCGAGCGACCAGCUUUCCGAGGGCAUCGCGGUGCUUAGCUCGGCCCUCCAACAUCUUGAGCAACACACUACUCUGAGGAGUGGUGCGAUGGUACUGCCUCCGCAACCUUCCUGGCCUUAUCCUGCCCCUUCCCAUGGAACCUGGUCGGCACCGAAUCCCUCUCUGCGGAAACCUCCAGUGGUACAAUCUACACGCCCUCCUCUUACAGACUCGGUCCAGCAUAUUCCCGUUGCUUUUCCUGGGCCAUGGGAUCAA
Messenger RNA from Eimeria acervulina, 852 nucleotides. RefSeq lists its product as hypothetical. Lineage: Eukaryota; Apicomplexa; Conoidasida; Eucoccidiorida; Eimeriidae. The annotation marks the transcript as partial. The transcript has a single exon. The record is from RefSeq and is a predicted model, not a curated record.